Messenger RNA from Hevea brasiliensis (rubber tree), 1476 nucleotides. RefSeq names its product replication factor C subunit 2. Gene Ontology annotation, biological process: DNA-templated DNA replication; DNA repair. Bases 105 to 1133 code for a protein of 342 amino acids. Gene Ontology annotation, cellular component: DNA replication factor C complex; nucleus. Gene Ontology annotation, molecular function: DNA clamp loader activity; DNA binding; ATP binding. The transcript is spliced from 12 exons. NCBI's taxonomy places the organism in Eukaryota, Viridiplantae, Streptophyta, Magnoliopsida, Malpighiales, Euphorbiaceae. The record is from RefSeq and is a predicted model, not a curated record.
GACUCAGACGCCAAACCGGUUCACUCCCCGUGCAACAAAAGCAUAGAUAUCAACGAACGCGAAGCGGGAAAAGGGAAGUGCUCUUUCCACUGGUAUAGAAGCCCAUGGCGCCAGUAUUGCCGAGCUCGCAACCAUGGGUUGAGAAAUAUCGGCCUAAGCAAGUGAAGGAUGUGGCUCACCAGGACGAGGUCGUUCGUGUCCUCACCAACACCCUCGAGACCACUAAUUGCCCACAUAUGCUCUUUUAUGGCCCUCCUGGUACCGGCAAGACCACCACCGCAUUGGCCAUCGCCCACCAGCUUUUUGGGCCUGAACUCUACAAGUCCAGAGUUUUGGAACUAAAUGCAAGUGAUGAUCGUGGUAUCAAUGUUGUCCGGACUAAGAUAAAGGAUUUUGCUGCAGUGGCUGUACGUUCUGGUCAGCAUGGAGGGGAUUACCCUUGUCCACCGUAUAAGAUCAUUAUACUAGAUGAGGCAGAUUCAAUGACUGAAGAUGCUCAGAAUGCUCUGAGACGUACGAUGGAAACUUACUCCAAAGUUACGAGAUUCUUUUUCUUAUGCAAUUAUAUCAGCAGGAUCAUAGAGCCUCUUGCUUCAAGAUGUGCCAAAUUCAGGUUCAAGCCACUUUCAGAAGAAAUUGUGAGCAGUCGUAUAUUGCACAUUUGCAAUGAAGAAGGCCUUAGUCUGGAUGCAGAGGCUCUUUCAACCUUAAGCUCUAUAUCACAAGGUGAUCUUCGUCGGGCUAUCACAUACUUGCAAGGAGCUGCUCGCUUAUUUGGAUCAACAAUUUCGUCUAAGGACCUAUUAAGUGUGUCUGGGGUCAUUCCACAAGAGUUUUUAGGUGCACUUUAUGCAGCAUGCAAAAGUGGGGACUUUGAUUUGGCCAACAAGGAGGUCAAUAAUGUAAUUGCAGAAGGCUAUCCAGUCUCUCAGAUGCUUGUUCAGUUAUUUGAGCUAGUAGUUGAAGCAGAUGAUGUAUCAGAUGAACAGAAAGCUCGAAUAUGCAAGAGUUUGGCUGCAGCUGAUAAGUGUCUGGUUGAUGGCGCAGAUGAAUACUUGCAGCUGCUGGAUGUGGCCAGCAACACAAUGCGGGCUCUUUGUAACAUGCCGCAAGAAUUCUCUUAUGAGAGUUAGCUAGCUCUCCAACCCUACAAAUGAUGUGGGUGCUGCAGAUUUGCAGGCAUGAAAAGGGUGUAGAACUACAGUGUCUUGUCACUGGCACACGCAAGUGCUUAUUGAACCAGAUGAGAAUGUUUUACAUUCGCCUUUGCUUCAAUAAUUUUCAAGAUGAUAUGACUAUGGUUCUGUUUGGCAUUGCUGUUCAAAUCUGCUGUUGCUGUUCUAAAACUGCUGAUGAGAAAACUGCUGUUUUGAAAAAGUAAUUUACCUGUUUGGUAAUAAAAUAGAAAGCUGCUGUUAAUAAAAAAAAAGCUGUUCAUUAUGUGUUUGGUUAAAAUUGCUGUUUAAACUGCCCUUA